This is a messenger RNA of Microplitis demolitor, 2094 nucleotides long. It is a transcript of the gene Nelf-A, whose product is annotated as negative elongation factor A. Gene Ontology annotation, biological process: negative regulation of transcription elongation by RNA polymerase II. The transcript is spliced from 4 exons. The record is from RefSeq and is a predicted model, not a curated record. NCBI's taxonomy places the organism in Eukaryota, Metazoa, Arthropoda, Insecta, Hymenoptera, Braconidae. Gene Ontology annotation, cellular component: NELF complex. Bases 220 to 1797 code for a protein of 525 amino acids.
CGCGUGAUUUUUAAAUUAUUUAAAUACGAAUUUUAAAAUAUUUAUUUCAUUCAUUUAUUUAAAAAUUUAAAAAAGUAACAUUUGUCUGCUACAUUCACACUCAUGAAGAAUUCACUAGUGCCCACUAGUAAAUGGUAAAUUUUUAAAAAAGAGAGAACGCAAUAACAAUAAACAUUUUUUUUUAACUUAACAUCGUGGUAACUCUGACACGACUCCAAUAUGGCGAAUGUGAGGGACAGUGAUACGUCGUUGUGGCUUCAUAACAAAUUGGGAAUAUCAAACGAUAGUUGGACUGGAAGUUCUAUUUGUUCUCAAUUAAACGCUGAAGUUUUACGUAACAUAAAAGAAUGUUUUGCUGAGUUACAAACCCAAGUAAAACUUAAAUUAUUGCUUUCGUUCUUUCACAUACCAAGACGCAAUGUUGAAGAGUGGAGAAAUGAAUUGGAGGAAGUUAUCGAAAUUGCAUCAGUGGACAGUGACUUGUGGGUUUCAAUGUUAUCCGAAGCGAUGAAAACGUUGCCGGCAACUGGAUCAUUGAAUACAGAUAUAUCAGACUUAGAUGAACAUCGUCCUAUAUUUGGUGAACUGGUAAACGAUCUCAGAAAAUUAUUAAAAAAACAAAAUGACUUGACUAUGCUACCAUUGGAAUGUCAUUAUCUAAACAAAACAGCUUUGAUAUCAGUAGUUGGUCAGCAACCAGCGCCAACAAAACAUUUCACAUUAAAAAGAAAACCUAAAAGUGCAGCACUGAGAGCUGAACUGGUACAGAAGAGUGUCGAUGCCGCGAACAACAUGAAAAAAAGUACAGCACCAACGGUCCCAGUGCGCAGUCGAGGAAUGCCACGAAAAAUGACAGACACAACUCCUCUUAAAGGAAUUCCAAGUCGAGUACCAUCAGGUGGAUUCAGAUCUCCAGCAUUGACACCUUCCUCAAUGUACACCAGGACACCUAUCAGCAGUAGAAUCCGCAAAGACGGUGGUAUAAAGCUGCUGGAUAUAAAUGAACAGCCUCUGGGUUACGCGCAGGCUAAAAAACGCAAGCGAAUGCUAGAACUCGAAGAGCAACAGAAAAAAGUUGCAGAGGCACAAACUGCAGCGGUGGCUGCAGCAACUCCAGCACCUGCCGAAGCUCCGACAACGCCAGAGUAUGCUCAGGGUCUUGCUCCAAUAAAUCCACCAGCUACUCCAGCUGCCACUACAGCUACCACUCAAUCUUACGCACCUCCUACUACUCCAGUCACUGUUCCAGCACCAACUACUCCUACCACCCCAACGACUCCAACAAUACCAGCAGCACCCAGCACAAGUGUACCCGUACCAGCUCCACCGACAAUCGUUACCGCAGAAGCGACUCCAGUCAGCGUACAAACUGUCAGACCCGCGCCAACGGUCACACAAAUUCGUAUUCAAACUACAGCACAACCUGCCAAUGCUACUGCUAAUACUAGAAAAGGAUUAUCACUCACUCGAGAACAAAUGUUGGAAGCACAAGAAAUGUUCCGGACAGCAAACAAAGUUACGAGGCCCGAAAAAGCUCUCAUAUUGGGAUUCAUGGCUGGAGCGAGAACAAACCCUUGUCCGAAAUUAGGUAACAUUGUAACCGUGAUGUUGUCCGAAAAUGUUGAAGACGUGGUACAGCCAGACGGCACAACAGUAUCGAUGCUCGUUGAAACUCAUUUCCAAAUGAAUUAUACCAACGGUGAGUGGAAAAGAAUUAAAAAAAAUCGACGUGUUGUUACUGAGGAUUCCGUGAGUUCAAAUACGCCAGCAGCAACUGCCACUGCCGCUUCAAAUUAAUUUUUUAUUUUACCGCUUAAAUUUUUUUGAAUUAAAAAUUCGUACGCGUCGUUUAUAUUUUUGGCUCCAUUUUAAAAAAAGUUUAGAAUUUUUUUCCGACUUUCAAAUUCGUGGCUUAAGUGCCUGGAAUCGUGUCAUUACUUUAUAUAUAUUUUUAAAAAUCUCAUUUGAUUAAAUCGUUUAUUAAAACACGAAUCCGUUGAUAUCGAAGGUAGAUAGGUAAUUAAAAUAUAAUAGUUUAGAAAUAGUUUAUAUUUAAGAUUUAUAAAGCUGAUGAUCUUGAAGAUGUCGCAAUAA